Messenger RNA from Paramisgurnus dabryanus, 2267 nucleotides. Lineage: Eukaryota; Metazoa; Chordata; Actinopteri; Cypriniformes; Cobitidae. The record is from RefSeq and is a predicted model, not a curated record.
GGAAAUUGGAAUAAGCUGGUAAUGGUAGCAAACACACAUUGCGGAGAUGUCUGUACGAGUUUAACUGUGUCGCGAGAACUGGGCCAAAGACUUUGGAGCAGAUUCUCCAUAUUGUUUUUUUCAUUGUGUGCCCUCCACGAACAGAUAAUUUGUUUACCUUAAUACAUUAAAGAUAAUUGUUCCUCCAGCCUGUCCAGUUCUCCCAUGGAUGUGAGAGGAAAGACAUUUUCUUCACUUUCCAUGGACAUGGGUGCUAUGAGCUGUCUAUUUCCUGCAAGGGACUGGACUACUGAAGUCAGUUAGAUGGAUGUUCACCCCAAACAUCAUCCCUCUGGUAGAAGCUCACUGGGACAGCUGGAGCUGGAAGGGGUUGAGUUGGCACAGAGCUGGUGGUGCCUUUGGUGGAGCUGCUGGUACCUUUGGUGGAGCUGCUGGUGCCUUCGGUGGAGCUGCUGGUGCCUUCGGUGGAGCUGCUGGUGCCUUCGGUGGAGCUGCUGGUGCCUUCGGUGGAGCUGCUGGUGCCUUCGGGGGAGCUGCUGGUGCCUUCGGGGGAGCUGCUGGUGCCUUCGGGGGAGCUGCUGGUGCCUUUGGGGGAGCUGCUGGUGCCUUCGGGGGAGCUGCUGGAGCCUUCGGGGGAGCUGCUGGAGCCUUCGGGGGAGCUGCUGGAGCUUUCGGAGCUGGUGGUGCCUUUAAUGGAGCUGCUGGUGCCUUUGGUGGAGCUGCUGGAGCCUUCGGUGGAGCUGCUGGAGCCUUCAGUGGAGCCUUCGGCAGAGCCUUCAGUGGAGCCUUCGGUGGAGCUGCUGGAGCCUUCGGUGGAGCUGGUGGAGCCGUCGGAGCUGGUGGAACCUUCAAACUCUGCGCAGGCUGUGGUGUCUCCAUCGUCCUUACACUCCUCAGAAGCCGGUCCAAAUCUUUGUAUGGAGGCCACCAUGCAUGUCCAUCAGAGAUCCAUGGUUGUGCUAUAGGACCGGUUGUUCCCUCUUCUAUAAACUCAACUAUCAGAAUUCUGUUGAUGUUGUUGAAAUGGUGUCAACAAGAUGAAUGCCAAGUGCUGAGGAUGGCAGGGGAUAUUCAAAAAAUUUUUGUGGCUGUUAAAGAAAACCUCCUGACAAUCUGACUAAGGGGGCAUGUAGGCUUUCGCAAAAGUCUCUUCAGUUUAUUGAGCCCGACAGCCUACAAGUUAGAGGACCCAGCCGUAGCCACAAGAGGAGAAGCCGCCGCAUGACUCCAAGGCACACAAGGUGCAUAUAAUCAAGGGGGAAUCCAUAGACCAUGUCCAGUGAGGUUUUUUCUAGAGGUAAACACCAUCCUGAAUGCACCUUUCACACCCAUGGUAGCCUGUGUGACCUUUUACGCUCUUCAGAAAAGCACGUGCAGAUGAAAUCUCCAAGAUAUUCCUCCAGUGAGUUGGGUUUACUGGCUCCACAAAAUAAACCUACUGUCACAGGUUCGACUUGCUCCAAGUUUUGCACAGUGCAAAGAAUUGGCCAAAAUUGUUUUGUCGAACUCUUGUAAAGAGGCAGACCAUCAAUGUUAACCUGCAGUUCUAAAUUGGUUGUGGUCCUCAAAAUACUCAUGUUGUUAUGGAGUAUGCCUGAAAGGGAUGGCAGAAGUCCAAAAUGAUAGUACUGGCCACCUGCUUUAUUCUGAACUUCUGCUGUGCUGGAACGUACUGUUCCUAACAGUGUCCUGGCAUCUUUUGGCAGGUUCAAAUGUUGCUGACGGAGUAUGCCAAGUAAAGAAUUUAAUGCAACAUGUGGAAUUUUAUGAUUUGUUGCCCAAGUUGCCAAGUCAUCCUGUAAAGAAUUGCACAUUUCAGACUCUGUGUCAGAGUCUGUGUCAGACUCACUGUCAUUUAAAGAACUUGCGGUAUUGACACAUUCUGGCUCAUCAAUAUAAGACAGACAAUCCAUAAAUUCAUCAUCUUCAACUGUGUUAGUGUCACUGUGCAUGCCACCAAACUCAUCCUCCCAUGAUGAUGACGAUUCGUGCAGUGACUGCAGUUGCUUGUCCACCUCAGCUUUAGCUUUUCUUCGCAUUGUCCAGUAAGACAUUUUUUUGCAAGCCAUGCUUGUAAAAGAUAAAGAAAAAUACAAAAGUUGAACUGACCUAUUCUGUGUAAUGUGGUGGUUCUCAAUUCCAGUUUUGCAAGAAUUCCGCAUUUCACAUUUUGGAUAUUUCAUUUAGUAACUUAGGGUGUUUAGUAAUUCAGAGUAACCCCUUAGAGUAAAUAAUAAGGCACUUUGAACUGAACAGGGCAUAAUAGA